GGUCACGUCCUGCCUGCGUCCUGUCACGUUUCCCUUCUCAUCCUCAUCCUCCGCGUUUCCGCUUUUUCGCCUUUCCAAACCCUUGCUGGACCCUCGUCAGCCCCGCAGUUAUCGCUUUUAUUUGAACAUUUCAGCUUAGUAUAUACUUCCAGCCAAGCAUACCAAGAAGCUCCAAACGUCUCGCCUCCCAUCGCCGAACGGAGCACCUUGUGUUGGUCAUGAAGACUGGGUUUCCUUCUUUGACCUCUGACCUGAUGAGGCUUCAUGAUAGCUGAGUCAGGCCUUGACUUGAGCCCGAAACCGACUUUAUUCCACCGCAUCACAGACCAUCAACUUACUUUUCCACAGUCCUUUUGAUCGUUGAACGUUUUCCGUCCGUUUCGAGCAUAAUUCAAGACCGAAAUCUAGAGCAUUCCUUCCAUGACGAGAGAGCGUGGCGGUGCAUCCACUCUGGUCUUUACCCACACGUGCCACACCUAACACGGUUCGCCAACUGACCGGUGUCUUGGACUGCUCCAAGUAGUCCGUGGACCUCUUGUACGGUUCUCCAGUCAUAAAGAUUCUAGCCCUGCUACCCCGCGAACCUCUUUCCUUCUUAUUAUGGCUGCCAAUGCCUCCGACCUUCCUGACCACGCGACACCUGCGGCAUCACCUGAAGAGGAAGAAGAGCUUCGUUUUGGCGAGGUGUGGAAGAAAGCUGGUACGAACGAAGUUGGCCCUCCGCUCUCCAAGCAGCGCACCGACAGCUCGAGGCGCAAAUCGUCAAUCCAAUUCCAUACUGCGGAUGCGGAAGAUACGAUAAGACGAGAGAGCGUUGUUCAAGGUCCACGACCGCCCCUGGCACCUAAAAGGAUGUCAUCACCGCCUCCUCCGUCAAACUACCAGCGCGGAAUCUCAUUUGAUACUUUUGAGAACCGAGAUGCUGCCAGCGAGGCUUUUACCCUCAAUUACAAACACCGAGAUUACACUGCGACGUCACGUUCUCGCACGUUUCUAUGUGGAACGGAUGCCAAAGACUACUCAGAGUAUGCUUUGGAGUGGAUGUUGGACGAGCUGGUUGAUGAUGGUGACGAGAUUGUCUGCCUGCGGGUGAUUGAGAAAGACGCAAAAACCGCAGUCGACAGGACCUAUGAUCGGGGAAAGUAUCGACACGAAGCACAGAAACUGCUCGACAGCGUUAUCAAAAAGAAUAGCUCGGAAGAAAAGGCCAUCAGCAUUAUUAUGGAAUUGGCUGUUGGCAAAGUGCAAGAAAUAUUCCAACAAAUGAUCCAACUCUACGAGCCCGCAGCCCUCGUUGUGGGAACCCGGGGUCGAAAUCUUGGAGGAAUGCAAGGACUGUUGCCAGGUUCGGUGUCCAAGUAUUGCCUCCAGCAUUCACCGGUGCCAGUGAUUGUGGUGCGACCCACGUCCAAACGACUGAGGAAGAAGAAAAAGCGUCAAUUAGAGUCUGGUCGCAGCCUUUACAGCAACAUGCUCGAGAAGGCACAGACUUCUGGAGGUAGUCAUGUGUUUGACAAAUCCAGUGGCGUAUUUUCGAUGCGAGCGACAGAACAAGAGGCCGAAGCAGUGGCAAAGGCCAUUGGUCCACCCAAACGUGGUAUUCUCAAGGGCACAUACGGAGGAUCUCUUCCUCGAGUGUCCUCGUCCAGGGGUGACGUAACGUCUGAUGAGGACUCACCAGAGCGCCAGUUUGCGUUGCCCAUUGGCUAUCUGAGCACCGAAAGUGCGCCACGAGCUGACCUCGCGCUGAAGAGUCCCAGUAUUGCAGCUCUGGAGGAGACGUGGGACGACGAGGAUUUUGUCAAACAACCUCCAAAGUCACCGCGGCACAUGCCAAAGACGGACCACAGCGCUAUCGACGAUGCAGUAUCCGACACAGAAGACAGCUAUCUUGGGGUGCCGAAGAUUGUCGAGGAACGAAGACCAUCGGUGAGGGAAACCACUCCAUGGCUGGCCAACAUCCUUCGCGACACGCCCCCUCCGCGGCGGUCUGCUAGCAAAGGUCGGUCACCCGCGCGAUAGCACUGGCAUCUCGUGGCAUGAAGAUGACAUGAAUGCCACUGGAAUCUUGUGUUUAGGAUGUUCCGUAUGGCCAUCAUGGAGGUCGCGCGUCUUGAAAAUGACGUCAAUUGGAGUUGGUGAAAUCAGAAUCUCGGCCCUUGUAUCCGAGUUGCAGGAACAAAGACCUAUCAACCAUGCAUUGUGGUUUAAGUGAAAGUGAAAGGACACGGACGGCAGAUAUCAAUGGGAAGGACCUUUGAAAGAAACCGUGAGAGACGAUCGAUAUGACAUGCAAGUAUAUACUUAUCUUGUGACGCACGACAAGCGAGCGAUAUAGUACAUGAUCAGAAUAACACUCGUUUCUCUUUUGA
Exophiala mesophila is the source of this 2372-nucleotide messenger RNA. RefSeq lists its product as uncharacterized. The transcript is spliced from 2 exons. The coding region runs from base 601 to 2022 and encodes 473 amino acids. Lineage: Eukaryota; Fungi; Ascomycota; Eurotiomycetes; Chaetothyriales; Herpotrichiellaceae. The record is from RefSeq and is a predicted model, not a curated record.